AUGGGAAAAUUCUGCAAGAAUGGCCGUGAAGUUACUGUAGAACUCUCUAAGUACCUUUAUGUAUCAAGUGGGGACCCUUUGAUUGUCCAAGGCUUCAACGACCGCUUCCGUCUCAACCUCUUCCUAGCCACGAUUCUCGACGUCGUCAUUGCCGAAAAUGAGCGCACAGCUCCGCCGAAAAAUCGCAGUCGAAUCGCACGUAAGCACUUGGCACAAACCCUGAUUCUAUGCGAAGAAGAUCUCAAGGAAAAUGUUCCCGGAUUCGUCUCAACAGCCGUAAAUGACGAUCUUCUCGACUACGCUGAGCUGCAGGACACCCAUCACGAAUCGUUGUUCACGAAACUGAGAAAACUCGAAGACCUCAAUAAAGAAUGGACCACCCUGAUGACCAAAGACCCCAACGAAGUAAUCAUCUUCCACGACUUCAUCUCCAAGUAUGGCGAUUACCGCGAUGGCAUACAGAAAGCAAUCAAAGCACUACAACAAAUCGACAGCAGUGAGACUUUCAUCCAAGAGGAACUAGAAAAAAGAGGAAUCGCUCACACUUUCAACGCGUACUCGACUCCACAUUCACAAGACAACAGCAACGUCUCCCACGAAAGAAGCAAAAUGCUAAGACAAAGCGCCUCCGCCUAUCCAUACCACGAAGAACUCCAGCCUCCACCGACGUCCACCUAUCCCCCACUAUUCCCAUCAACCGCGCACCCCCACACGAUCGCUCCGAAUACCUCCAACCAAACAUUCUCUUCAACCAUCUAUUCUCUACCUCCUUCGUCGAGUACCCAUCCCAACGCCACUCAUCCCACGAUUCAACAGGAAACACUAAACCUCAACUAUUUCGACGCGUCGCUGCUCACCCGUCUCGACCUCCCUUCAUUCACAGGGAAUCUCCUAGAAUUCCCAGAAUUUUGGGCUCGAUACCACGCCCUCAUCCAUUCCAAGUCAACACUAUCAGGAGUAACCAAAUUCUCCCUCCUGAAAAGCUGUGUCAAAGGACGAGCUCUUCAAACGAUUGAUUGCCUUCAAGUCACCGAUGACAACUACGCAAUAGCUAUCGAUAUCCUGCCCGCUACUUACGACAACCCGUCCACCCGACCCCGCCAUCUGAUCUAUACGCAGUUGUCGAGUCUUCCGCAGUGCGACCCAGAUUCCAAACAACUACAAGACCUCUACUUGAGAAUGCUUCGACUCGUACGACAGCACACCGCCAUGUUCACGCCAUAUUCACCCGAGUUCGCACUAGGAGCACUAUUGUACAACAAACCGCGUUUUGUCAGAGCAAGAAUUUACGACAUGACAGACGGACAAAAGAACCUGACACCUUCCGAGUUGAUAAGGCUGCUUGAACAGAUCGUAAGAAAGGAAUCGACGUUACGACAAAUGGACCUUUCUACCACUCCGCAUCACACAUCGUACCACAUCUCCGAGAAAGUACGACGCCAACUACGACCAAUACACAUCCAGCAGCAGGACAACCAAAACAGAGGGACCACGCCACAACAUCGCCGAAUAGUACGAUGCCCAUUUUGCAAUCGAACAUCCCACAAUGCCAUACAGUGUCGCAUCGUUCAAACGGCCGAGAAAAGAAGGAAAUUCGCGAAAACCAGCAGAAUGUGUCUUAAAUGCCUACAACAAGGACAUCGCGCAAUCAGCUGCAGUCGCCCUCCAUGUCACAAGUGCGAAUUCCAUUACCAUCCAGCUCUUUGCUUCAAGAUCGCUCCCACCACGGAUAAUUCAUCAGCCAGUCGCAGACCACACAAACCCACAUCUCCUCAAAACACGCGUCAACAUAAUGGUGAACGCGUCACUCGCAACAUGCACUCUAGGCCGUAA
Molecule: messenger RNA, 1833 nt
Organism: Necator americanus (New World hookworm)
Lineage: Eukaryota; Metazoa; Nematoda; Chromadorea; Rhabditida; Ancylostomatidae
Exons: 2
Coding region: 1-1833 (610 amino acids)
Source: RefSeq, a predicted model, not a curated record